GGAAUAAAAAGGAAAAUUUGAAACUAAAAUAACGAAGAGAAACCUCCAAAUUAAAUACAGAAGGAAGCACAGUGGUUAUGUUUUGAACUAGAAGGCGAAGAAGAAAAUGUCAGGAGAAAGACGCUCUUCUUCUCUCUACGAAAACGAAAACAAUUUGUUCCUGGACAUACUGGAUGAGGCGCCACUUUUUGGUAAUAGGAAGCCUGCAAGCCUGAUUGGGAGUGUUUUCUACUGUAUCUUAUUGGCAAGUUUUGCUGUUUUGGCUGUGGGAGCUACAUGCAUAUUUCUCCCGAUCCGGGGAUUAGUUUUCCAACUUCUUUGCAGUUGUAAUGUUGCCCUCUUAGUUAUCACGGGCAUUUUUCAGCAAUAUCUGGUAUACCAAGUCCAGAAAAUACGGUUGCAGGGUUACUGUGUUUUCAGCCAGAAGCUGAAGCACAUUAUUCGCCUACCGUUUGCGACAAUUGCAUAUGGAACUGCUGCAAUGCUGCUGGUCAUGGUCUGGGAUCCAGAUAUUAGCAUCCUCUCCAUAUCCACACUACUCAGGAUAAUCAUGCUGGCUGAAGUAGUCUGUGCUGCUUCUUUCAUGACUCUCUAUAUUGGUUAUGUUCAUCAAUACAAUUCAUUUCAUUCCCAGCCUGAUGUUUUGAAGUCACUUUAUUCUCCACUUCAACCAUCAAGUUCUUUGGAAGGACUGAGGUAUCAAGAUGGUGGUCGACUAUCUGAUCAGCUCAUGACCUUAUUGCAAUAUCAGCAAGAAAAUAUACACUUUCUGAAUGAGGAGAUUCUAGGAUUACAAGAAUCCUUGAGCAAAUAUGAAAGGUCUAAUGAUGGGAGUGCACCUCAGGUUGAUCUUGCCCACUUACUGGCAGCUCGAGACCAAGAAUUGCGCACACUUUCAGCUGAGAUGAAUCAAUUGCAAUCUGAGCUUAGACUUGCUCGAUCUCUAAUAGAAGAGAAGGAUGCUGAGAUGCAGCGCAUCCGCAGUACAAACAAUCAGUAUGUAGAGGAAAAUGAGAGGCUUAGAGCUAUUCUAGGGGAAUGGAGCAGCCGAGCGGCUAAGCUUGAACGUGCUUUGGAGCUUGAAAGGAUGUCAAACUUGGAAUUGCAGAAAAAAGUAAACUCACUGAAAAGCCAAAGGCAUGACUAAGUUCAAUCAAGAUAGCUACUUGGUUAGCAACUUGUCACUUCUCAACACACCAGCCAAUUCUUUGUUUUUUGGUUAGUAGGAAGGAGGGUAGUGUCAACAAAGAUGAUUACCUGUUAGUCUGUUACAUAGGAGGAUGCCGCGGUCCUAUCUGCAUAUAUACAGACGAUUCUGGGUUGACACAACGUUUUCAGCCUUCACUGCCAUAUGUGGGUUUGUGCACAUUUUAUUUCUUGGUUUCCUGCUACAAUGAUUUUUUGGAAGUCUAUUUCUUGACAAUUGUGUUUGCCAUUAACUCUAGGACUAAUACCAUUUGUUUACUACCAAUUCUAGGACUACACCCUUUGUUUCUUUUAC
Nicotiana tabacum (common tobacco) is the source of this 1501-nucleotide messenger RNA. Its product is annotated as protein FIP1-like. Lineage: Eukaryota; Viridiplantae; Streptophyta; Magnoliopsida; Solanales; Solanaceae. Gene Ontology annotation, cellular component: lysosomal membrane; late endosome. The record is from RefSeq and is a predicted model, not a curated record.